Molecule: messenger RNA, 1730 nt
Organism: Hymenoscyphus albidus
Lineage: Eukaryota; Fungi; Ascomycota; Leotiomycetes; Helotiales; Helotiaceae
Source: the annotation of a GenBank genome assembly
GUACCUAGCUAGCUCUACACCACCGUGUCUCCCUUCUACAACCACAGUUGGUACCUAGUGAUGCGUUUUUUGGUCACUCAUACGUAGCUGCAGAUUCAUUUUUCUGUUCAGUCCAGACACCUCCCAUUUUUCUCUCAAUCCAUCCUUGAGGGACUCUUCUCAGGCCGCUCACAGAUUGCCCUCAUUUUAAGGCCCAUGUGAACAAGCACAAUGUCGCAAUCAAAUGGCCAGCAAAGGCCGGUACCUGGAAGUAAUACUUCAACAAACAGCAAUGGGCAGACUGGUCAACAAAGAGCUGGCCCAAAUACAUCUGGACAAGCUGGAGAAGUAUGGGAUGAAGAACGACUGGAACAAGGUUUGGAAAGGUUGAAAGAGUUGCAUAUUCAGGUCAGUGGUGCCUCUUUCCCAGUUGCACUCACAGGAACUUAAAAGGACUUUAGCUGCGCAGCCUACGAACCUGUAUCCCUCGAUUACUGGAGCCUCUUACCACGAAACAACCAUCUCGUAUGUAUUGCCUCGGGAACCCUCCUAGAUUCGCUCCAGCAGCUGAUACUUCACUCUAUAGCCGAAUCAUUAUUUCGCGAAUUUACUGAAUCAACCCGCGUCGGAACCAAAGAGGUACAGGAAUUCAAACAUUUGAUGGGAGACGAAGAGACGAAUAAAAUAUUUGCCCAGGCUAGGAAAAGCCGUGCUGAGAAUCCAGAUAACAUUAAGCCAUGGAGAGCCAUGGAUCAUCCGGAUGCAUUUACCAGACGUACCUGAAGCUGGCGCGAUCGUGAAACGAUUGGCGGGAGAAUGUACCGAAUUUGGGCCUUCGAGGGAAUGUGCACGCCAAUUAUUGGGCGUGCAAAAUCGAAGAAUAUAAAAUGGGAGUUUGAUUGGUCGACUUGGAGUUCUGGGUAUACCACAUUGCUGUUUGCUGGAAAUGGAGUUUUCGAUAGUCUGAUCUAGAAAUUGCCUGGGGGGAUCGUUUCUUUGGGGUAUUUGUGACAGGGCUUGAGACUCUGGAUGUAAUGGAAUUGUAGAUGGUAAACAUUGCUGCAUGUUCUUGUCAAGGACGGGAGUUCAUCACGAGUAGGUAGGGCACCUGGUUUCUUUAAUAACAAUUUAUUGAAUCAAAACCAGAAUGACUCCAAAUACAAAUCGACCCUCAUACGAUUCCACCAGACAGAACACACACCAACAAGCCCUUAACUAUUGAGUAGAGGCACCGUUAGGGGCGCAAACAAUUUGCCCUCCGUCUAUCACUUUGCCUCCGGGUGCUGUACAAAACGGCGAUGAGCUUUUGUUCCGCGAGAAAACGGUAGUAUUGCGUUGAAUAACGUAUCCCGGAGCCUCAAACUCUCCUCGGCACUAGAGACCAGAAUAAGCGUGUUUACAAUGUGGGUAAUUAAUUAUUGUUAGUACUCACGCAGAAGGUAGAUAGACCAUUUGCCUCGCAACCACCAUUGCCUUCGGUUCCAGAAUCGCACCACAACAUCCCCGCGGGAUUAAAGUUGUCUCUACGAUCAUGAUCAAUUGGAGUGGCGGCAACAAUGCCCAACAUGAAAAUGACAAAUUUCAUGACGAUUGGAUGUUUUUGGAUGGUUGGUUAAAGUAGAAGAAAGAGUAGUCGCUUUAAAUUUGACAAUCUGAGGGAUCUGCUUCGAAGGAGGAGAAAUGCUCAUUGAUAUAGCUGCUAACUAAUACUAAGUUUCUAGGCAUGACAGGCUACUUUGUUUUAUUGUGAC